Molecule: messenger RNA, 2798 nt
Organism: Cynocephalus volans (Philippine flying lemur)
Lineage: Eukaryota; Metazoa; Chordata; Mammalia; Dermoptera; Cynocephalidae
Gene: PANK1
Product: pantothenate kinase 1
Exons: 7
Coding region: 1-1779 (592 amino acids)
Biological process (GO): coenzyme A biosynthetic process
Cellular component (GO): cytosol; nucleus
Molecular function (GO): pantothenate kinase activity; ATP binding
Source: RefSeq, a predicted model, not a curated record
AUGUUGAAACUCGUCGGCGGCGGUGGCGGGCAGGACUGGGCAUGCUCAGUGGCGGGGACAGGUCUGGGAGGCGAGGAAUCCGCGCUUGAAGUCGCGAGGCCGCGGGAUCGGCUAGAGGCUGACGGCGGGGGCCCCGCCUGGGGGUGCGCGGGGAUCUCCGAUUCCGCACCCGGGGCGGGCAUGCUCCAGGCGGGAGCCACGGGGCCGACGCGAGGGAGGCAGGGCGCGGAGGAGGUGGGGGAGUCUGCGGGAGGAGGGGAGGAGCGCCCGGCUCGCCAUCCCCCGGCGCCGGCUCUGCGGCUGCUGAAUCGGAAGCUGCAGGGAGGAUCCGGGAAAAUAAAGACACCCGAGAAUGACCUCCAGCGAGGCCGCUUGAGCUGGGGCCCGCGCGCUGCCCCGCCAGCCCUCGGCAUGGGCGACCGCGGCGGGCAACUGGAGCACUCGGCUCCGCACUCCCCAGGAGCCGCCGCGGUGAAUGGGCUACUGCACAACGGCUUCCACCAGCCGCCAGUCCAGCCGCCGCUCGUCUGCCUCCGGGGCCCCGUGGGCGGCGGCGACGCGGCGUCUCCGCGCCACCAGCUCGUGCCUGAGCUCCAGCCGCAGCUACCGCUCCCUCAGCACGACUCCCCGGCCAAGAAAUGCCGGCUGCGGAGGAGGAUGGACUCGGGAAAGAAGAACAGGCCGCCAUUCCCGUGGUUUGGCAUGGAUAUUGGUGGAACGCUGGUUAAGUUGGUCUACUUCGAGCCAAAGGAUAUUACAGCCGAAGAGGAACAAGAGGAAGUGGAGAACCUGAAGAGCAUCCGGAAGUAUCUGACUUCUAAUACCGCUUAUGGGAAAACAGGGAUCCGAGAUGUCCACCUGGAACUGAAAAACCUGACCAUGUGUGGGCGCAAAGGGAACCUGCACUUCAUCCGCUUUCCCAGCUGUGCCAUGCACAGGUUCAUUCAGAUGGGCAGCGAGAAAAACUUCUCCAGCCUGCACACCACCCUCUGUGCCACGGGAGGAGGGGCUUUCAAGUUUGAAGAGGACUUCAGAAUGAUUGCUGACCUUCAGCUCCAUAAACUGGACGAACUGGACUGUCUCAUUCAAGGCCUGCUUUAUGUCGACUCUGUUGGCUUCAACGGCAAGCCAGAAUGUUACUAUUUUGAAAAUCCCACAAAUCCUGAAUUGUGUCAAAAAAAGCCGUACUGCCUUGACAACCCGUACCCCAUGUUGCUGGUUAACAUGGGCUCUGGUGUCAGCAUUCUGGCAGUAUACUCCAAGGACAACUACAAAAGAGUUACAGGGACCAGUCUUGGAGGUGGAACAUUCCUAGGCCUAUGUUGCUUGCUGACUGGUUGUGAGACCUUUGAAGAAGCUCUGGAAAUGGCAGCUAAAGGCGACAGCACCAAUGUUGAUAAGCUGGUGAAGGACAUUUACGGAGGAGACUAUGAACGAUUUGGCCUUCAAGGAUCUGCUGUAGCAUCAAGCUUUGGCAACAUGAUGAGUAAAGAAAAGCGAGAUUCCAUCAGCAAGGAAGACCUCGCCCGGGCCACAUUGGUCACCAUCACCAACAACAUUGGCUCCAUUGCUCGAAUGUGUGCGUUGAAUGAGAAUAUUGACAGAGUUGUGUUUGUUGGGAAUUUUCUCAGAAUCAAUAUGGUCUCCAUGAAGCUGCUAGCAUAUGCCAUGGAUUUUUGGUCCAAAGGACAGCUAAAAGCUCUGUUUUUGGAACAUGAGGGUUAUUUUGGAGCUGUUGGGGCACUGUUGGAACUGUUCAAAAUGACUGAUGACCAGUAGAGAUGACAGUGGAAAGAACAGCCUCCUGUGAAGACACAACUGAAAAUUGCUGCUGGAGAAGGUGAAAGUCACUGUGGGACGGAAGCCAAGCCAUUAUGACAGAUGAACCUGCUGGAUUUGUAAAUAACUUAAAAUCCUUCUAGCUGAUCUUUUACUCCUAGGUUUUGAGCUUAUGAUUCAAAAUAGGGAAUAUAAGAAUUUUUUCUGUAUAUUGUAUUUUUUAAAAAAAAUUUGUGCAGCGUGGCCAAACCUACCAUUUUUAUGCAUUAACUUUGAAAAGUUGUACGAUGUUUAAGGAGGACCUAAAAUGUAAGCGCUGUUCAUUUUUCUUCUGGGGUUUACUGAUCGGUGUGGUAAUUUUAACUUCAUUUAGUAAUUACUCUAGGAGAUUUUACCUUUACUUAUAUUUUUCAUGACGUUUCAUGAUUUGCUGUUGGUUUCAAAUGAAACUACAAAUCUGGCAUGUGUUACUGUGAACACUUUUUUGUUUGUUUACCCUUUUUUGUCUUGUUUUUUCUGUUUGAAUGUCUUAUGAAAAAAGAGAGUCCUUUCCCUUGUUUCUGUCCUCUGAUGAUCUCUGUCCCCCACCCAUCACCUUUCUUUAAUUGUUCAUAUCAAUCAAGGUGCUGAUCAACUCAAUACAAAGUUAAGCAUGAGAUCUAAAGCUCUCAAAAGUGCCCAUGGAAAGAAAACUCUGAAAGUGAUAAGAAAUUCAGUGAGUCAGGCAAAAGUUGAAAAUUAUAGGCAAUUUCGUCUUAUUCCUUAUAAAUAUAAUGUUUUGUUGGUUUUAUUUUAUGCUAGGUUAUAUUAAGUUGAAAUAUACUAUGAUGAAAUGUCCUCAUCCAUGCACAACAUAUAAAUGUCAGCAAAUCUUUGUGCAAGAAGUUUGGAACUUAUUGGGGAAAGUCUCCCAGUAGAUUAACUGUUCAUAUCAGAAGAUUUAUGAGAAGUCAUGGGUUGAGGUGUCAGGUAGUGAUAUCUAUUUAUUUUGUACAUGUAUGUAUCUAGGAGCUUUGUAA